Microtus ochrogaster (prairie vole) is the source of this 3913-nucleotide messenger RNA. It is a transcript of the gene Mtmr6, whose product is annotated as myotubularin related protein 6. The record is from RefSeq and is a predicted model, not a curated record. Gene Ontology annotation, molecular function: phosphatidylinositol-3,5-bisphosphate phosphatase activity; phosphatidylinositol-3-phosphate phosphatase activity. Gene Ontology annotation, cellular component: nuclear envelope; cytoplasm. Lineage: Eukaryota; Metazoa; Chordata; Mammalia; Rodentia; Cricetidae. Gene Ontology annotation, biological process: phosphatidylinositol dephosphorylation.
CCCGCGGGCUGGCUGACGCUGGCGGGUUGAGGGAGUUCCUGCCGGUGGCUGUCACCGCCCCGUUUCUCUCCCGAUGGUGCGCUCCUGAAGCCAGCUGCCUGCGGGCGUCGCCCCGUGAUGGAGCACAUCCGGACGACCAAGGUUGAACAAGUGAAGUUACUUGACCGGUUUAGUACCAACAACAAGUCACUGACGGGAACCCUGUAUCUUACAGCCACACAUCUGUUGUUUAUUGACACUCAGCAGAAAGAAACCUGGAUACUACACCACCAUAUUGCCUCUGUGGAGAAACUUGCUCUCACCACUUCUGGAUGCCCACUCGUGAUCCAGUGCAAGAACUUCAGGAUUGUGCAUUUCAUCGUUCCCAGGGAAAGAGAUUGCCAUGAUAUCUAUAACUCUCUGCUGCAACUGUCAAAACAAGCAAAAUAUGAAGAUCUCUAUGCAUUCUCUUAUAAUCCCAAACAAAAUGAUUCUGAACGACUGAAGGGUUGGCAGGUCAUUGACCUUGCUAAGGAAUAUGAGAGGAUGGGCGUGCCCAAUGAGAACUGGAAACUGUCCGAUGCCAACCGAGAGUACAAGGUCUGUGAGACUUACCCAAGAGAGCUGUAUGUUCCAAAAACAGCCACCCCGCCAAUGAUCAUGGGCAGUUCCAACUUCCGGAGCAAGGGCAGACUUCCGGUCCUGUCCUACUGCCGGCAGGGCACUGAGGCUGCCAUUUGUCGAUGUAGCCAGCCAUUGUCAGGCUUCAGUGCCAGGUGCGUGGAGGAUGAGAAGUUGCUUAAAGCCAUUAGUGCAGCCAACUCAGGAAACCAUUACAUGUAUGUUGUGGAUACCAGGCCCAAGCUGAAUGCCAUGGCUAACAGAGCAGCUGGAAAAGGUUAUGAAAAUGAAGACAACUAUUCUAAUAUUAGAUUUCAGUUUGUUGGAAUAGAAAAUAUUCAUGUCAUGAGAUCCAGUCUUCAGAAAUUACUAGAAGUGAAUGGCAACAAGGGACUGUCUGUCAAUGAUUUCUACUCUGGUUUGGAGAGCUCGGGAUGGCUUCGCCAUAUCAAGGCUGUUUUGGAUGCUGCAAUCUUCUUAGCCAAGGCAAUAGUGGUUGAAAAUGCGAGUGUGCUGGUGCACUGUUCGGAUGGCUGGGAUCGGACUUCCCAAGUUUGUUCCCUGGGUUCGCUUUUGUUGGAGCCUUACUACAGGACAAUGGAAGGAUUCAUGGUUUUAAUAGAAAAAGACUGGAUAUCGUUUGGGCAUAAAUUUUCAGAGAGGUGUGGCCAUUUGGACGGCGACCCGAAGGAAGUCUCCCCGGUGUUCACUCAGUUCUUGGAGUGUGUGUGGCAUCUGACUGAGCAGUUCCCACAAGCCUUUGAGUUCAACGAAGCGUUUCUCCUUCAGAUCCACGAGCAUGUUCAUUCGUGCCAGUUCGGGAACUUCAUUGGGAACUGUCAAAAGGAAAGAGAGGAACUCAAGUUGAAGGAGAAGACUUACUCCCUGUGGCCCUUUCUUUUGGAUGACAGACAGAAGUACUUAAACCCUCUCUAUAGUUCCAAAUCUGAGAGACUGACAGUCUUGGAGCCAAAUACGGUUUCUUUCAAUUUUAAGUUUUGGAGAAACAUGUACCACCAGUUUGAUCGGACGCUCCAUCCUCGACAGUCUGUAUUGAAUAUAAUUAUGAAUAUGAAUGAGCAAAACAAGCAGUUAGAGGAAGACAUUAAAGACCUAGAAGCUAAAAUUACGCAGUGCAAAAAUGGCAUCCUAACGAAGGACUUGCUGCUUGGCGUUCACCCUGAAUUGCCUGCCCUCAAAACCUCCCUGUGUCUGAAAGAGCAGAGCCUGCUCCCGGUGAACGACACGCUUCGUGCUAUAGAGGGCAGCAGCCCAGCGGAUAAUCGGUACUGCGACUACCCCGAGGAGUUCUCCAAGUCAGAGCCUGGUGUGGUCAGCUUGGAGUACGGUGUGGCAAGAAUGACUUGUUAGACCCCUUCAGUGUUGCCUGGACUGACUGUCGUGUAAGAAAUGUGUCGCUGGAGGAUGAUGCUCUACACGUGGCAGGGGGAUUUCUUGAAUGACUUUGGGGCUUAACAGCAGGUGAAUAGUUGAGAAAGGGAUCAUGACUGCUCUUGAGAAGAAUAAGUCAGCUAAGUGCCAUUUGUAGCAAGAGCGAUAUUCAUUUCUGUGGGAAGUGGGUGGUAUUGGGUGUACUUACUGAAAAUGGUUUACAGGGUACACCAGUGAGCGACAGGCUGUUGAUUCAGAUCUUAAUUAUAACCAAGCUCAAGCAGCUUUCCUUAAGUGUGAUUUAACUGAGAAAACAGACCUGACAGUGUGACCCCUGAAUGACUGGCGCGGCAUGUGCUUUCGGGUCUGAGAUGUGUGACUCUUUGUGUAUUUUGCCACAUAGUGACAUUUUAACAUUGAAGUGCCAUGAGAAGUACUUCUGAGACAGCCUUAAAGUAAAUUCUCAGCUUUUUCUUUUGGUGUUACAGCCAUGAACAAGAUGUCUGAUUUCUCCUUAGUCAGCCUUACUUCAUGAAAAGAACUGCACUCUCAUUCCCUGACGGUCGCAAGCUGCGGCGGCGCUCCUGCAUAGAGAGCCUAGACUCUGGUAGUUCGCAAUUGGCCAAGCCCACCCAUGUUUAGCGCUAAGGCCUCUGAGGGCUUUGUUCUGGUUGUCAUUGGUUUGAGCUGCAGCUGACAGUUCAUUAUUUACAGCUUAGAGGACUGAUUUCUUAGACUAGUAUAAGCACAUUUGGCAUUUACUUUUGGAUUACUGCAUUCUCUUAAUUCUUGCUUCGUGGUUGGCUUUAAUCCUUUAAUAACUGUACGUUUAAAGUGGCAAAGCUCUAACGUGUUCCGAGUACUAACUACAUUCUGAGCUUCCUGAUCUCCUAGAGCAUUUCCCUGUCCUGUACCUGCCUGUGAACUACCAGGUGAAGUAAAAAGGGGCAGACUGGUAGUGGGGGACUUUGCUUGGUUAUGUGAGUUUUGAAGCAAUCAUUUUUAUGUGGAAUAUGUUUCUUUUCUCUUAAAAUAUAGACGGAACAGAAAGGGAGCACUGAGGGGAGCCAGUUAAUGUCCAACAAAAGGAGCUUUAGCUCUGGAAAGGGUUUGUUUUCUUUUGUUACAGUCAUUGUUUAUUCUGUGCACUAGGGCAUACACAUCUUUUCCAAAAAUCACCUCCAAUUGACAGUAUUACCAGCUGGCUUUAAAACAGAGUCUAAUACCAUGGAAGACAUGAGGUACAGUUCAAGGUCACUAAGAAGUCUACAUAAGUUAUCAUACAUAUCUCCUGAUUACACCUGUAUCUAUAAUAUUUCUUGUAUUAGUUUUGAACAUAUGUAUCUGUUUUUGAAAAAGAAGAAAGCUUUAUUGUAUGUGAUUUUUCUCUAGUCCUGUUUAUUUUUACAAUUCACUUCCAUAAAACCUAUGUAAUAAAAACACUGCAUUUUAAAAAGUAACAGAAAUGUACUAUAAAAAUAUAACAUAUAAUUAAUGGUGUUUAGACAUUGGGAAAGGAAACUUAAUCUCUGUGGCCACAACAAGAAGCUUUUGUGCCUUGGUUCUACCAGGUUGUGGUUUUAGACUCCUCUAUGGCAGACUUCCUAUAGUCAUCAUUUUGGUUCAUUAUGCUAAUCUCCAGCUUCACAUACACAUACGUGUUUGUGUGCUCACACACAGAUAACAUCCUGGGUGACAUACAGGGCGUAUGUUGGCAAAAGUCUGUGUGAAUGUCUUAUAAAAUUGGAUUUAUGUUCAUUGUGUUUUGGGAUGUAUAGCAUGUAAAUUAUUUCAUGUAUUAUUUAAAGGCAAUUAAAUGUUCGUGUUUUACUUUGAAUGUUUUUCUUUUGGGAAAAAGCAAGUGAGGGUCUUAGAGGAGAGCCCAGUACCGUCAUGUUACUAAACCAGCAUGAUAUCUGGC